AUGACGAAUCAAAAUUGUAUUGGUUGGUUGUAUUACGUGCAGCUACGUUUCGUGCGCGUGUGUGCGUAGCUUUUCCCGGAGGUCCAACAGAUACAGCAGCCGAAGAAGAUGUUGGUCCUGGUGUUAGGCGAUCUGCACAUUCCACACCGGUGCAACACACUACCGGCCAAAUUCAAGAAGCUACUGGUGCCGGGGAAGAUUCAACACAUUCUCUGCACCGGCAAUUUGUGUACCAAGGAGAGCUAUGACUACCUGAAAACACUGGCAGGGGAUGUUCACAUUGUCAGAGGGGACUUUGAUGAGAACCUGAAUUACCCUGAACAAAAGGUGGUAACAGUGGGUCAGUUCAAAAUCGGCCUGAUCCACGGGCACCAAGUAAUUCCCUGGGGCGACAUGGCCAGCCUGGCGCUGCUGCAGAGGCAGCUGGACGUGGACAUUCUCAUCUCUGGGCACACACACAAAUUUGAGGCCUUUGAGAAUGAGAACAAGUUUUACAUCAACCCAGGGUCAGCCACAGGGGCCUACAAUGCACUGGAAAGCAACAUUAUACCGUCUUUCGUCCUGAUGGACAUCCAGGCGUCCACAGUUGUCACGUACGUGUACCAGCUCAUCGGCGACGACGUCAAAGUGGAAAGGAUCGAGUACAAGAAAUCUUAAACGGGCCGUGCCACAAGGGUACCAGCCUUCAGUGAGAAGAGCCAGAGGUGCCAGCAUCAAGGAUGCUCGUCAGUCCAUUCCUUUCUAUCUGCAGCUCCACAACAUCGCAACAAUGUCAGUUCUGUACUAUAAAUAUUCACCAUUUGGUCGAGAAAAGAAAUGUAAUAUACUGUUUAUAUAUGUGAAAGUCGACAGCGCUCGCUUGCAUUUCGUCUUGUCAACUGACUGCUGUAGAGAAUGCAAUAAUGGCAGGUUAAUUGCAUUAUGUCUUCAAGGAUGUACUGUGGUGCCACUUUUUGUAUUUUUAGUUAUUUACAUAUUAUUUCUAUGUCCUGUCAAUAACUUGGGCUUUCAGAUAUUAGGCCUUCCUCCUACUCACACACCCUCUUCUUUGUAAAAUCAUGUGUCCCUAUAAUAAAUCUACAGACAUCAGUAAA
Messenger RNA from Alosa sapidissima (American shad), 1094 nucleotides. It is a transcript of the gene vps29, whose product is annotated as VPS29 retromer complex component. The transcript is spliced from 4 exons. Gene Ontology annotation, biological process: retrograde transport, endosome to Golgi; intracellular protein transport. Lineage: Eukaryota; Metazoa; Chordata; Actinopteri; Clupeiformes; Clupeidae. Gene Ontology annotation, cellular component: endosome; retromer complex. Bases 109 to 657 code for a protein of 182 amino acids. The record is from RefSeq and is a predicted model, not a curated record.